Messenger RNA from Colletotrichum scovillei, 3991 nucleotides. RefSeq lists its product as uncharacterized. The transcript has 2 exons. Lineage: Eukaryota; Fungi; Ascomycota; Sordariomycetes; Glomerellales; Glomerellaceae. The record is from RefSeq and is a predicted model, not a curated record. The coding region runs from base 396 to 3158 and encodes 920 amino acids.
CGUGGUUCUGUCCAAUUUUCCAGUAUAGCCUCCCGACAGUCACGCAGGGGAAUUGCUCCAGGAGCACUUGCAAGGCGAAAAAAUCCAAAAACGGCGACUUUGAUGGACCCCAUUCAUUUUCCGAGUACCGUUGCUUGUCUUUGAGUGUGUUCUUGGAUGAAAAGGUUCCCCAACACGCCUGGCCUCGCGACGCUUGACGAAAAAAGGUUUUGGAGUUCCACCAAGACGAGCGACCGACGAACCUCGCGCGUCGCGACAAUCCCGCCCUCCACUGGGCUACCUACCACCCCCGUCGUCCCGCGCGACAUCGACAGAACGAACUGCCCGAAACGCCCUGGCAUCGCGAUAAUUUCCACCGAUAGCCACAACCACGAUUCACGACGACAAUUUUCACAAUGGCGCAGCCGGAUUCGGUCCAGGCAAACGGCAUCCCUGGACCGGACCAUGCUGAGUCCCCCCAGCCCGUCGUCCCUGUGAAGAGGAAGCGCGACACCGAGGAUGAGGGCGACGAGGUCAACGGCGAUGGACCGGAGAAGAUGGAAGUCGAUGCUGCUGAAGCCCCAAAGGAGGAUCAUAAACCCCUCAUCAAGAACUAUUUUGCUGUUCUUAGCAGCUUCGAUGCAAACCCGUCAAUUCUGAAGCGUCGCCUUCCCGAACCCGAUGCGGAGCAGCCCGACGCGAAACGCCAAAAGUCCGCCGACAGCCCAGCCACCAUCGCUGACAAGGUCAACAACGACUCGUACUCGCAUGUCGACGAACUCGCGGCCGAUGUCGUCGAAGCCGUCAAAGAUCAACUUGAGGAACUUCAAUCGGCCAAGGUUGAGAAGGACAAGGAGGUCAUUGAUGGCGGCGCUGUAGUGCAGACCAAGGAGUUUCAGCAGAAGGCCAUGGACCUCCUUCGAAGGGAGAUAUCGUACCCACGCAGCGCUGUGAACGUCGGCAACAUCAAACCGGCCCCAGAACUCACUCCAGGCAACGCUGUCUUAACGGUCGUUGGCCCUGGCCCUCACGGCAAGCAACUCUUCUCAAGUCUGCCCAAGAAGGCCCCAGGACAGGAGAGCUUGGCUGCAAAGGCAUUGUCCUUGGAACUUCCCUUGGGCAUAUCGAAGACCUACAUUGUUCCUUCUCGCCAGAGCGAAAGAUCGGCUACUCUUGGAGAGCUCUUCUCCUCGAGCAGACCCCUCCCUCCACUACAGCCGCCUAAGCAACCCAAGCAGCUCGUCAAGGGAAACGUCCUCGGUUUCUACCAUCCCGAGCCGGCGCAAAAGUCCAAGUAUUACAACGAAUCUUACUCUAGCAAAAAGGUCGCAGUCGGUUGCUACUUGGACUACACCAAUGCGGCACCUUCGUCUAAGAGCAAGACUAGACAGCGCGAACGCGCCCAAAGUCUUGCAGGUCACCGACCCUCGUCUACCGAAAUCGAGGUUAACGAAAUGGAGUCAUUGUUUCGCAGCGCAUUCUCCAGCUUCGCGCCCGUCAGAGACGAUUCCGGCUCUGUCAUUCCGUCCAGUCAUGCUGGUCGAAUGUACUGGCAGCUUACUGGACAGCGCAACUUCAACCGCCUCAUCGAGUCCGAGUUGCAGGAAGUCGAUGAUGAUGACACGCUUGAGAACCACGUUGGCGAGAAGGCCGAGACUGAGAACGUGGACGAGGAGUUCGUCACUGAGGCGAUUGAGAAGUGGGAUGAAUGGCUGGUGGAUCCGGCGCUGGAAGACAUGAACGAGGUCCUGUCGAAUCCCAAGGAUAAGGACCCCGCCGACAAGGAGGUUGACGAAUUCCUCGAUGAAGUCACCGACAUGAUUGAGACCUUGCUCUCGUAUCAGCGCAUCCGCAACCUCACACUGCCAUCAUCACAGAAUCGUUACGCAGGCGAUCCUGUCAAUGGCGACUUGCUUUCUCAUGGUGCUGUCUCGGCACCAACGGAAGAGGAGACUAUGACGUACGAAGCACUGAGGGCUCAGCUGAGUCUCAUUGUCGGCACACUGCCUCCCUAUGCAGUGGCUAAACUCAACGGCGACCAACUUGAGGAGCUUCUCAUCAGCACCAAGCUUGAGGUCCGCACAGAUCAGUACAAGGGCGUGAUGGAGGACGAUGCCGCAACGCAAGCCCGGAUGCGUCAACAGCAGAGCGCCGCCGCUUCUGCCCCGUCGAACCGGCCUGCCCCUCACCGAACCCCUAGUGCAUCCACCCCCUACAGCAACCAGUACGCGGCGGCGCAGUACGGAACCCCCACCCGAACACCCUCAAUCGCGCCGUCCAGCUACUACCGGUCGGGGCAGCAGCCUGCCAUGCCCCCGCAGCAAGGUUCCGUUCCUCGUCCGGGCGGUGCCCCCCACCAGAUGCCUCAUGCGCAGCAGCCCCGUCCCGGCCAGCCGGGCAAUUAUCGGAACACCAAUGGAUACACCAACUAUGCGCAGCACGUCGGAAAGGCGCAGACACCGUAUGGCCACCAGGGUGUUCAGUAUGGAUCUCAACAACGACCUCCACAAUACUCUGGUUACGCAGGCACGCCUUCCCACGGCACGCCCAAUGCUCGCUUCCAGCAGCCCUACCAACAAUCUUUCCCGCAACAGCCGAGCACGCCUUCCCAGGGCUACGCAGGCUACUACGCCAAUGGUGCUAACAACAUGCAAUCGCGGAACAUGUCGCCCCAAGUACAGGCUGGUCAAUACAAUUCGCCAACUCCGCACCAACAGCAGCAACGGUACUACGGAUCGACUCCCCACCAGAACGUGCCUGGCACCCCUCCGAUCAACCGUCAGCAUUAUCCGAAUGGUAGCCACCUCCCUCAACAGCCUAUGAAUUCUCUAACUGGAUACAAUACAGCCGUUGCAAGGACAGAUCAGCAGCGCCUCCACGCUGAGCAAGCGAGAUAUAGAGCCGCUGCACAGCAAACCAGCGCAGCUUUCGGGACCAAGAUACAGGGUACACAUGAAGGAAACAACAUGACCCCGGUACCCGCCGACGACCAGAAUGGCCAAGGAUCUCCCUACAAUGCCAACAUGCGAGCGCGCAUGGCCGCAGGUGGUACUCCGAAGCCGCAGAGCCCUGUUGGUAGUGUAGGAAAGCCGAAUGGAACUCCACCAAUCCCGCACAAGGUGACACCGGUACCCAUUCCGGUCAUACCUCAACAGCAGCCGUAUAGGAAGCCGAACUAGCCACAUGGCAAACCUUACCUGCCGCCACAGGAAUUGUAUCCGCGGAUGCCUAUUCCAGUGUCCAGCAGACUGUUGGCAGAGGCCGCAGCACGGAACGGUGGUCAGAAGACGACGCCAUCUGUCAAGCCUCCGCCCCAACCGGUGCAGUCUUCACUGCGGCCCGGCUCGGCAAAGAAAUGAUGCCUACGAUCUCUGGCUCCGUCGGCCGUGGUGUCUCUUGCGUCAACAAAAUGCCGAUUUUCAUUUACUCUACAGUGUCUGAAUAGCCAGGGAAGCGAUGCCCUUUCGGAGUUGGUGUGAGAGAGAGGGUCCCUUUUUUUUUUCUACAAAUCCCGCCUGCGACUCGGAACAGCGGGUUUCCCUGUACUGAGCGACGCAAAAGUGGUGGUCUGAUUGAUGAUGGAUGGAUGGGUACAUGGGGACGCAGUUGCGCGAGAGAAACCCCUCGAUUCGACCAACAACCCUGUGACUCUUGGCGUUCUGGCCCUUGUGUUAUUAGAAAGUUUUCGGAGGAGAGUUGGCAAAACUCGGUAGAUGAUCGCCAGAAAGGGCGACUGUUCUUUUUCUCAGUUUUACGGAGGGUGUGUCGACAUGGAAGUGGUUUGUGCCACGUUGGCACAACAGGAAGGAAGGUUUUUGCUUUUCCUUCUUUUCUUCUGUUUUCCAUGAAAUCAAACGCACAACGUGGGGAAGGGGAAAUGGAAUCAUGGUCUUUUUUAUCACCUUGGCUCGCGAAACGGUGGAAAGGGGAUAAGGUGGGUUGGCUCCAUGUGUAUAGAGUGAUUCGAGUAGCCGACACUUUGUAUCCUAAUCAAAAACUAGUGGCACCUGCG